AUGACCUCCAACGACAACUCCUAUCGUUCCAUCACCGGUGCCCUGGAGUCUGCAGAACCUACCUCAUCCGCUGCUCCUUCUCUCCACAUCUCCACCACUCGCGACGCCGGUGACUCCCACGAUUCCUCCACAAACAAGGCCCAGACAACUCCUCCUCCUGCAUCCGCGUCUGCGUCCGACAGCGGGUCUGCACGCCGCCAACCCUCUCUCCACCAAACGCGCGUCUCGAACGGUUCCGCAUCGCCGUCCAUCGCGAAUUCGCCGCUCUCCUCGCGAGACCCUUCACCUGCCAGGCCCUCGCAGCGCCAGCAAAGCCAGCAAACAGCUCCCUCUGGCCACAUGCCUAGGGCAGGUCUCCGUUCGCGCAAGAGCAGCACCGAUGUCAGCCCAAGUAGAGGUCCUACCCUCCCAGGAACCACCACCACUGUCCCCUCCGCUGCCGCCAUACAGCGCGCCCUCUCCUCGGCGAGCAUACCCCAGCUGCAACCUGCAUCCGUCCAGGACCCUUCCAGAGUUCCUCGACCUCUGAAGUCAAACUCCGCAAACUCCUCAGGCGAUAAUACUCCCCAUUGGCCCGUCUCGCCGCGCUUAAAGUCACCUCCUCCCUCCUCCGAUACUCGCUCCAGAUCCCGUAGGAACUCGCUACGUGCUCAGUCUCAAACAAGAAAAACCGAUCCAUCCUCUACGCCUGCUAUCGUCGUUCAAGCUUCAUCGCCUGCAGGCACCCCUCGCCUUCCUGCGAAAGAUGACGGGAAAUUCAGUGAUCCAGAAGAGCAACCAGUGAGCAUGAAAACAACACCAAGGGGGGCGAGCGGCGCCGCACCGAAACUCGAGACAGUCCAGGAAGGCAGUCUGCCCGCCACUCCCGGAACGGACAUCAUCGAGCAGCCAGAUCUCUCAUCAUCGUCUUCCUCGUACAAUCGCAAAGCUUCAGACGACGAGCGGAGUGACGCUCGGGCAUCGUCAAAGGUUACGGAAGACCUCAGCACCAGAGCAAGCCUCCACACCGAGAGUGGGAGUGACACACCCACAACCACUACCAGAACCCAAGACAAGCGAUCGGCAAGCUCACAAAAGUUGACUGAUCUUGCAUCAAAGGCAUCUUCAUCAAUUCCACCAGCUCCGAAGUCUCGUGCUGAGCCUUCAAAAAAUAACAUGACAGUCGAGACGGAGACUGUUCCGUCAGUGGCGCAGGCUAGUAUAGGCAAUCAGGAAAGGUCGGCAUCUGGUCGCGUGGACGGAAGUCUGCGCUUAAAACCCAGCAACGAGACCAUCAGACCUAGGAAAGAGAAGCAAAAGCCAAAGCGAAAGGCUCCCUCGAUCAACUCAGGCACCGGUAGGUCAUCUCGAUUUUCCUCUUCCUUUCUGCUAUUGCACCAUGCGUUGUUCUACCAUAGUCCCUAUGCCACAUCCCCGCGCAUGCGGAGACCCGAUCGACUUACAAGUCCGCAUCCUUUCUCUCACUUCUCAUCAUCUCCUCCUAUUCAAAGUACUGACAUUAGCUUCCACAAAGCUUCAUCCAAAGCAGACGUCUUCGAACAGAAAGUCGCAAGUGCAGUGGACGAGGCCAACUCAUCAGAUUCGGAUGCCACAUUUAUAUACGAGUCGAACCCGCCUGACUCGCAACCGCAUCGAAGCCGACAACAUCACCAUUCUAGGACCCCCAGCAUGACCUCCGUCACGAGUUUGGCUGACCCACGUGCGAUGAUGAUUCGCGAUUCGCACAAGAACCCCAACAAGAAGAGCAGCAUGAAGUUUGCAAACCCGUACAACAACACGAACAUCGAUCAAGAGGGUAGUGAGCGUGGCGAGGGGACGGUUCGCGUCGGAUCGGCCAGAGUGAAUGGGAGCACCCACCAUCACCACCUUGGCCGGCAGGGUCAGGGGCGGGGUGCUCUAAGUCACGUGCUCGUCGACAGCGACUCCUCCAUGCCUCAAUCUUCUCGAACACGCGGACCGUCGUCAAGACACCCAUCGCAGCCUAAUAGUCCCAGAUUCCAUACGUUCAAUAUGGGCAAUGGAAACAGUAAUGGCAGCGCCAACGGCAGUAGAAAGCAGGGCGAGUUCUCGACUUAUGACAUUGAUGCUGAGAACGCGGCGGACGACGAACGCACGCCACUGAUAUCAUCGGUGCGAAGCCCCCGAGUUCGAACCCCUCGACACCGCAACAGUGCCACUGUCCGCCACAUGGAACGUCGCCAUCGUCAUAGCGGCGGAUGGUGCCGCCGAUUCGCCGGCUGUCUCGUGCUAGCAAUCCUCGUACUUGUCCUGGUCUUCAGUGCUGUUGGACUCGUGUUUGCAACGACAAAGCCGCUUACAGGAGUCAAUGUCCGCGAGAUCCAAAACGUCGUCGCAAGUCAGGAGGAGCUGAUGCUCGACCUGGUUGUCGACGCUAUUAAUCCUAAUAUCAUAGGAGUUACGAUCGCCGACAUGGACGUCAACAUUUUCGCUAAAAGCAAGCACGUCGGCUCAGAUCGUUGGUGGCGAGAGCAUGGAGGCCACCAUGAGAAUGAAGAGACCUGGACUCCUAUUUCGGAAGACGCCGUCGACGUGACCGGCGGCGUUGAUGAAGGAACAGAUCCCAUCGGCGAUGGAGAGCCAAGAACCAUGUUGCUUGGCCGCAUAUUCAAGUUCGACUCCCCGCUUUCCUUCGAGGGCUCACCUAUCAAACGACAGAACGUUUCCUCCCUCGGUGGCAUGCGCCUGUCAAAGCCCGGCAACAAGACCGAAGCAGGAGGUACCGAACGAUGGGAAGAGGUUCUCCAACACCCCUUUCAGCUUAUUGUCCGCGGCGUAUUCAAGUACCAGCUUCCGCUCAGCACUCGCGAGAACACCGUCCCGGUGACUGCAUCCUACUUCUACGAUCCGGACGCCGAGAAGAAGAAGCUCAAGCUCAAAAUCACGGAUGCUCAAAACAACCCAUCCCCCCAACCUGUAAAGAAAUCACCAAAGUCCUUGGAUCGUCACGAUGUACGAGGUGCAAAUUCUCUUCUUUCACUCGUAUAUCCAGACCCAUAG
Messenger RNA from Aaosphaeria arxii CBS 175.79, 3018 nucleotides. RefSeq lists its product as uncharacterized. Gene Ontology annotation, cellular component: fungal-type vacuole membrane; PAS complex. Lineage: Eukaryota; Fungi; Ascomycota; Dothideomycetes; Pleosporales. The record is from RefSeq and is a predicted model, not a curated record. The transcript is spliced from 3 exons. The coding region runs from base 1 to 3018 and encodes 1005 amino acids. Gene Ontology annotation, biological process: protein localization to vacuolar membrane; positive regulation of phosphatidylinositol biosynthetic process; vacuole inheritance.